CCAGGACCAUGGAGCCCAGUUUGCUGCUCCUCCUUGCUCUCCUUGUGGGUUUCUUACUACUCAUGGUCAGGGGCCACCCAAAGGCCCGUGGCCACCUUCCACCAGGACCCCGUCCCCUGCCACUCUUGGGAAACCUCCUUCAGAUGGACAGAAGAGGCCUCCUCAACUCCUUUAUUCAGCUUCGAGAAAAAUAUGGAGACGUGUUCACAGUGCACCUGGGACCGAGGCCCGUGGUCAUGCUGUGUGGGACAGAGGCCAUAAGGGAGGCUCUGGUGGACCAAGCUGAGGCUUUCUCUGGCCGGGGGACCAUUGCUGUGCUUGAGCCAGUUGUGCAGGGAUAUGGUGUGAUCUUUGCUAAUGGGGAACGCUGGAAGACCCUUAGGCGAUUCUCUCUGGCCACCAUGAAGGACUUAGGAAUGGGCAAGCGGAGUGUGGAAGAGCGGAUUCAGGAGGAGGCCCGAUGUAUGGUGGAGGAGCUGCGGAAAUCCCAGGGAGCCCCCCUGGACCCCACCUUCAUCUUCCAGUCCAUCACAGCCAACAUCAUCUGCUCCAUUGUCUUUGGAGAGCGCUUUGAUUACAAAGACCGCCAGUUUCUGAGCCUCUUGCACCUGAUCUAUCAGAUCUUCUCGCUCAUCAGCUCAUUCUCCAGCCAGGUGUUUGAGCUCUAUUCGGGUUUCCUGAAAUUCUUUCCUGGUGCCCACCGACAAAUCUGCCAAAAGAUUCGUGAAGUCCUUGACUACAUUGGCCACAGCGUGGAGAAGCACCAGGAAACCUUGGACCCAAACAAUCCAAGAGACUUCAUCGAUACCUACCUUAUACGCAUGGAGAAGGUAAGUCCUGUGUGAAUGAGAGAGGAGAAGUCCAACCAACACACAGAGUUCCAUCACCAGAACCUCAUGAUCUCCGUGCUGUCUCUCUUCUUUGCUGGCACCGAGACCAGCAGCACCACGCUCCGCUUUGGCUUCCUGCUUCUGCUAAAAUACCCCCAUGUAGCAGAGAAAGUCCAAAAGGAGAUCGAUCAGGUGAUUGGCUCACACCGCCCACCAACCCUUGAUGACCGCACCAAAAUGCCUUACACUGAAGCUGUCAUUCGCGAGAUCCAGAGAUUUGCAGAUAUUCUCCCGAUUGGAGUGCCUCACAAAGUCACCAAAGACACUUUGUUCCGAGGGUACCUGCUCCCCAAGAACACUGAAGUGUACCCCAUCCUGAGUUCAGCUCUCCAUGACCCACGGUACUUUGAACAACCAGAUGCCUUCAAUCCUGACCACUUCCUGGAUGCCAGUGGGGCUCUCAAGAAAAUUGAAGCUUUUAUGCCCUUCUCUAUAGGAAAGCGCAUUUGUCUUGGCGAAGGAAUUGCCCACAACGAAUUGUUCCUUUUCUUCACCACCAUCCUCCAGAACUUCUCUGUGUCCAGUCCCGUGGCUCCUAAGGACAUUGACCUCAGGCCCAAGGAGAGCGGCUUGACCAAAGUGGCUCCUACAUACCAGAUCCAGUUCUUGCCCCGCUGACUGGGCUGCGGUGGCCAGGUGUCCCCACUCCUGUUGAGAAUGGCCCCAUCUUCUGCCUCUGAGACCUGCUGCCAACCAGGCUGUAGGUCACUGCUUACACCCUUCUACCUUAAUGCAGCUUCUGCAAAGCUCCAAGGGGUGUUCUUCUGCCCUGAGAAUGGCACUGGGGAAAUCACUCAGUGUCUUUCUUGAUGUGUGAACUGAGAGACUUCAGAAGGCCACAUCUCAUGCUGAGUCAGUCCUCUAUUGCACCCAGCAACCACAGUUUCCAUGUAGAGACUUCUGGUGUCCAUCAUCUAAUCUAAUAGAUGCUGGCCAUGUCAGAUGAUGAGCAGGUGAAAUUGACGUUCAAGGUGUCAUUUCACCAUGAGGAAAACUCUGUGAUGGCUUAACAUGCUUUAUUCCAGACUAUGAGGACAAAGACUCUGCAAUAUCUGUUGAUUCUACUUUGUUUUUACAUGUUUGUUGCUACAAUCUUUCCCUGGUAUCUGGCUUGGUAUGAGUAGAUGUGAGGAGACCCUACUGUCUGUAACAUACUAUGUUUCUCUCAUGAAAAAAACCUGAUAUACUGGGCUUUUUUAUCUGUGGAUUGUCAAGAAGAUGGUUCUUCCAUAACUGUGCUGUCUAAUUGAUAUAAUGUUAGCUUAUACAGAAUUUUGAUAAAUAAAAGUGAGCACAAGCAGAUAAUAUACAGACAUUGCCUAUGAGUUCCUCCUGAGGGUCUGCUACAGAUCCCAACUCAAGUUAAGAAAAACAAUGAGCCAGCUGUCUCAAAUUCCUUGAAUCUUAAUGCUCAGAAAUGUGUCACAGGUUUUAGUGUGCACCAUUAGUUGAAAUAAAGCUUCAAAAUAA
Microtus oregoni (creeping vole) is the source of this 2360-nucleotide messenger RNA. Its product is annotated as cytochrome P450 2B1-like. Gene Ontology annotation, biological process: xenobiotic metabolic process. Gene Ontology annotation, molecular function: heme binding; oxidoreductase activity, acting on paired donors, with incorporation or reduction of molecular oxygen, reduced flavin or flavoprotein as one donor, and incorporation of one atom of oxygen; iron ion binding. The record is from RefSeq and is a predicted model, not a curated record. NCBI's taxonomy places the organism in Eukaryota, Metazoa, Chordata, Mammalia, Rodentia, Cricetidae. The transcript is spliced from 9 exons. Gene Ontology annotation, cellular component: cytoplasm; intracellular membrane-bounded organelle.